AUGGUUGAAGCUUUUGUAGAGUUCUAUAAAAAAUUAUUCACAAGUACUGAUCAGAAGCAAAUUGUGUUACCAGCCCGGGUUAAUAGAGGUAAGAAGCUUAUAGAAGGUCAUCUGAGAUCUCUUCAGGUUGCUUUCACCAAAGAAGAUGUUAAGAGAAUAAUUUUCAGCAUCCCUGAUGACAAAGCACCAGGGAGUGAUGGGUUUAAUAAUAAUUGUUUCUACAAACACUACUGGGAGGUGAUAUGGGAGAAUAUUUGUGAAGCUGUGUUAGAAAUUUUCAAGACAUGCAAAUUGUUGAAGGCAGUUAAUGUGAACACUCUCACUUUGAUUCUAAAACUGAAGUGCCUUGAAAAUGUUACUGAAUUCAGGCAUAUAGUCUGUUGUAAUGUACAAUAUAAGUGCAUUACAAAGUUACUAAGUGAGAUAUUGAAUCAGGUCCUUCCUGACAUUGUCUCUGCAAGCCAAGGAGCUUUUAUUACAGGAAGAAAUAUUCUCCACAAUGUGAUGAUCUGUCAAGAUCUCUUCAGGUGCUAUAAGAGGAAAAAAACAAGAGCAGUUGCACGAUGA
Messenger RNA from Beta vulgaris subsp. vulgaris (sugar beet), 567 nucleotides. RefSeq lists its product as uncharacterized. The record is from RefSeq and is a predicted model, not a curated record. The transcript has a single exon. NCBI's taxonomy places the organism in Eukaryota, Viridiplantae, Streptophyta, Magnoliopsida, Caryophyllales, Amaranthaceae. Bases 1 to 567 code for a protein of 188 amino acids.